Messenger RNA from Lucilia sericata (common green bottle fly), 1588 nucleotides. RefSeq lists its product as uncharacterized. NCBI's taxonomy places the organism in Eukaryota, Metazoa, Arthropoda, Insecta, Diptera, Calliphoridae. The coding region runs from base 25 to 711 and encodes 228 amino acids. The transcript is spliced from 3 exons. The record is from RefSeq and is a predicted model, not a curated record.
AACACAACCCACAGCUGAAGUGGCAUGUUCGUGACCGCCGCCAACUAUACCGCUGGCCUCACUACCCCAUUCACACUUAUAUCACCCACACAUACGUUGCUGACCCAUGCCACACUACCGCAUCAUAAUACACAGAAAUUUCGCAAAAACAAUAAUGCUGCUGCAGCUGCCAAUUCCAAUAGCAUUUUUUGUCAACGUUUAACCUCCUCCUCGGCUACGUCGUCCUCCUCUUCUGCUGCUGCCUCCUCCUCCUCCUCCACAAGUUCUUCUUUGUCUGCCUCGGCGGCGUUGUCGUCGUGUAAUGCAACGUCUUUGUAUGGUCGUAAUCCAAGACGUUUAUCAGCCACUUAUAAUCACAAUAGCAAUCAUCUGUAUCAUCAACCACAUCAUCUGCAUCAUACACAACAACAACAACAGCAGCAACAUCAUCAUUUGCAACAUCAUUCUUCAAACUCUUUCAUGAUGACGUCGUCUUUAAAUACACAUAAUAAACACAACAACAACAACAACAAUAAUAAUAGUAGCAGCAGCAACAACAACAAUACCAAUAUUAAUAAUAACAACAACAAUUCCAGUAAUCAAACCAACAAUAGCAACAACAGUAACAACUCUAACAAUCAUAUAGUUGAUCUUGUUAAUGACGAUGAUGAUGUUGAUGAAUUAUUAACAACUGGAACUACAGCUACAACAACCACAACCAUAACUUUGUAAUAAGGCUUAUCCAAUUAACCCCCCCAAGUAGUAUAAGGAUCUAGAUAUAAGGACUAAUGGUUUAAAGCCACAUUAAUUAAAUACAAAAUAUAAAAAAUUAAAGAAAAAAAAUUGGAAAACAUUUUAAACAAAAAGAAAAAAAAACAAAAAUUCAAAAAUAUUUGCACCCAAAAAAAUACACUACUGGACUUAUGAAAGAAACAAGAUCAGCAACAAUAACAAAAAGGAGUUUUAUCUGGAAUCAAAAAAUAGCAAAGGAAAUGAAAUCGUUUAUUAAGCAAACAACGUGUUCAACUUUAAAUUUUAGGAAAAAAACUACAGAAAACUAAACACAGAGACUCACACAACAAUAAUAACAAUGGUAAACUAAUUGUUAUUAAAAAAACAAAUCUAUAUUUAUUUUUACAGCUUUAAAGCUUUUUUCAAACAUCGUUAUUCCACCAACCAACCAACCAACCAACCAACAACUAUCCCCCCCUAAGGAAGGCUCUGAAUAAGGUUUUACACUGGAUUUUAGGGUCUUACAUCUAGAGGAUUCUUUUUACAUAAUACAUAACUUCAACUUCAGCAAUAAUCUACCAGCCGCCCUCAACACAACUUUAACAACGAGUAAACCGCGACACCAUUUUCUUUACAAAAACAAAAUGAAGUACAUUAUUUUUUAUUAUUUUCCAUUAUUUUUCUAUUCCAUUGCCCUAUUUCCCUAUUUUUUUAAUAACGACUUCUAAACUCCUUUUCUCUAACAUCUUUAAUUAGUUUUACGUUUUUUUUUUUGUGUCCUUUUCAUUUACUUUUCAUGUUUUUUCUUUUUUUUAAUUUGAUGGUACAACAAAUUAUAUUUAUUUUUUUUGGAAACAAGAAAAGCAAGAAAACUGAA